UAGUAUUUCCCUUAAAAGACAAGACAGUAAAGUGAAUCAGUCCCUUUGGGUGCAGAGAAGAGAGAACCCCGGAGGAAGAUUCUAAUUGGCAAUCCUGUCUUACCAUGAGACUUUCUCUGCUACUUUCUGGUAUCUUGCUUGGGCUGCUGGCAGACCAGGGGGCAGGGGAUAAGUGUCCCCAGAAGAAGUCUGUUACACUGGUACCAUCAUUCACGGUGACGACCAUAGCCACAGAGAGGAGUACCACCCGUCCUGAAACCACCACAAGACAUGGGAGGACAGCCACAACCCACAGGACCUCCACAGCUGCCACUACCCCCCACAGUAACAGAACUGCUACCAGUUAUCCAAGCACGAGUGAAGGAACAGCCAUCACUCAUGGAACUACCACAAGCCCCAGAAACACCUCAACCAUCAGGCCAUCACAAUCUGUGCCAGUCCCACCUUCUCCCAAACCCACCUCUGGCCCCAGUGGGACUGUUGGAGACUACACUGGGGCCAAUGGUUCCCAGCUCUGUGUUCGCCUCCGGGCUCAGAUCCAGAUGAGGGUCCUGUACCAGAGCCACGGUGGAGGAAAGCUUUGGGGCAUUUUUGUCCUGAACCCCAAUAGAACAGUUGCUCAGGGCAGCUGUGAGGGGAACCAUUCCAGCCUAAUUCUCUCUUUUCCUGAUGGAAAACUCAUCUUUGGUUUCAAGCAGGACUCAGUCAAGAAAACUGUCUACCUGAGCUGCUUGGUAACAGAGUUCAAUGUGUCCUUCCCUUCCGCAACCCGGUGGACAUUCUCAGCAGAGAAUUCAUCACUCCAUGAUCUCCAAGCACCACUGGGUCAUAGCUUCAGUUGUAGAAAUAGAAGUAUAGAACUCUCCCCAGACGUCCACCUUGACUUGCUAUCUCUGCAGCUACAAGCAGCUCAGCUACCCCGGACUGGAGCCUUCGGCCCAGCUUUCUCCUGUUCUGCUGAACUCAACAUCCUAGUGCCUCUUGUGGUGGGUCUUAUCCUCCUCACUCUACUCAUCCUUGUGCUUAGUGCCUUCUGCAUCUCUAGAAGACGCCCACCAGCCUACCAGCCUCUCUGAAAGCUUCCGAUUCCCUCAUUUCCUUCAUGCCGGGGAUAUCUCACCCCAAGGUGACUCCUCUCUUCUUUUUCCAUUUUCUCUACCUUGUUAGUUCUAGGAUAGAUCUGCAAUUCCCCUCCACCUUUGGGCGGGGGGAGGAGGAGUUGGGGGGGUUGGGAGGAGACUUCAGAAGACAAAAUGAGAGACAUUGUGGGCAAUGAGAGCCUUUAUUGGGUUUGGCAGAGGUACCUUCCUAGAAGCAUAGAGAUACAUGCAUUUUCCUUAACUUCUUCUCCACUUCUGCAAUGAUUAAAGAUCACAAUUGCUUUGCCUUA
This is a messenger RNA of Phascolarctos cinereus (koala), 1390 nucleotides long. It is a transcript of the gene CD68, whose product is annotated as CD68 molecule. Gene Ontology annotation, cellular component: lysosomal membrane; late endosome membrane; plasma membrane. The record is from RefSeq and is a predicted model, not a curated record. Gene Ontology annotation, biological process: establishment of protein localization to organelle. Lineage: Eukaryota; Metazoa; Chordata; Mammalia; Diprotodontia; Phascolarctidae.